Messenger RNA from Guillardia theta CCMP2712, 1515 nucleotides. RefSeq lists its product as hypothetical. Gene Ontology annotation, biological process: regulation of DNA-templated transcription. NCBI's taxonomy places the organism in Eukaryota, Cryptophyceae, Pyrenomonadales, Geminigeraceae. Gene Ontology annotation, molecular function: zinc ion binding; DNA-binding transcription factor activity, RNA polymerase II-specific. The transcript is spliced from 7 exons. The coding region runs from base 1 to 1515 and encodes 504 amino acids. The record is from RefSeq and is a predicted model, not a curated record.
AUGGAUAACUCCAAUCGCGUCGGGUCCACUCAAGAUCCCAUAGCCGCUGGCCAUGGUUCAACUAAUAACAGAUUGUCUGGUGGGUAUGAUGAAGCGAACUACAUGCAAAUCAGCCGUCUCGAACAGUUCAGUACUGUAGAGAUGGGGCCACACGACUCGAGCAAUUCCUGGCAUGGUUUAGCCUUUGAUCAAUUACAAGGGGCUUCUUCCCUUCCAGCCAGUGCUCGAAGUCUGACUGAAGGGUCUGAUGCCGCAGAAAAGGUGGAUUCCCUGACCAGGCUCAACAAGGCUUGCGAUCGUUGCAGGAAAUCGAAGCUCAAGUGUGAUUGGUCAAAGCCUUGUGCCCGCUGCGUGGAAGACGGUGUCCCGGAGCUCUGCCAGUUGACUGCACGCAAGAGCAGAAAAGUCUCAGACAGGCUCUGCACGAGCACGGCAUGCGAGCCUUGCAGGAUAGCCAAGGCUCGAUGCGAUGCAAAUCGUCCUUGCUCCAGGUGCUGCAAGCUCGGUAAGCAGCCCCAGUGUGUCGACCACUUGGUGGCUGUCGCAGACCGUCCGCUACCCUUCAGGAACGGCAAGCUGAUCUUCGGAGACGAGCUGGACAACACCUUUCAUGUUGACUUCGGGAGGUUAGGCUGGGCGUAUGGGCCCAUCCGAAGGUGCUGGGAGUGGGGACAUGACCCUGUAGCGAUCCUGAGGAUCUUCGAAGACCUUCCGCUUUACUUCCAGAACAUUCUCCGUGUCGGGCUGACUGCCAUCGAGAUCGUUCAGAGGCACAUGCAGAGCAAGCGCAAUACUGCCGACCGGCUCCUUGCGACCAACGAGGCUCAGGCAAGGCCGAUCCCCAGCGGAUUCGAAGGUUUCGAGGAUUACCAAGAUCAGAUGUGGGACCUCAACGAGGACGUUGGGUACCUGAAGCUCAAGUGGCGCAAGGUGCAGGAAGAGAGGGCAAGCUUGCAGAUCAACAACUCGGUCUCUCGCAUCUUUGGGACGCACAAGGAGGAAGUCCUCGCGCGUCUUGCCCGCCAUGAGCUGCCGCUGUUGACCAGCGAGUUCGAGUGGCUGUGCCGGGUCAUGGACCUGAUCUUCUUCUCCAUCUCCCCUAACUCGGGCAAGCCCAUGAUCCGCUUCGAACGGAUUCACCACGUGGUUGGCAAAGAGUUCAAGUCUGCUCUGGCUUGUAUCACCAACACGUGGGAUCACGACUGGUCGGGCAACGUGCGAGCAGCGGCUUUCUGUCUGCGGCGGGUCUCGAUCGAUGAAUUUGAUGCCCUCAGGAGCACCAACGCGUGCAUGCGCCCUGUUACUCAGCACUGCCUAGGGGACAUGUCGGCCCACCAGAUGCUGGACACUUACCAAAUGGACGUGGAGAAGCUCAAGAUUUCGAACAUGAAGCAGACGGAGCAGGGAAGGGAGAUUUUGUGGAAGCUCGCAGACCUCUCGCAGACGCAACUUGCACCGGUAGUGGCGUAUGCGGAGCAGCUGAAGAGGGCGAAUGGGAGCUACGAUGUUUUCUGA